Molecule: messenger RNA, 2591 nt
Organism: Triplophysa dalaica
Lineage: Eukaryota; Metazoa; Chordata; Actinopteri; Cypriniformes; Nemacheilidae
Gene: klc2
Product: kinesin light chain 2
Exons: 14
Coding region: 497-2353 (618 amino acids)
Biological process (GO): microtubule-based movement
Cellular component (GO): cytoplasm; kinesin complex; membrane-bounded organelle
Molecular function (GO): kinesin binding
Source: RefSeq, a predicted model, not a curated record
CGCCCGGUUUAGGGAGGGUGGGUGUAGUGAUGUCACCGCCCCAGGCUUUGGAUUCUGGGAGCAGAAACGCACACAAAACACCAGCCAUUUUCAGUUUGUUGUGCUCAUCCUCUUUCACUUCAACACAAAGAUCUCGGAGGUGUCCGGUUGAAACGGACAGAAAUAAUGGACGAAGUGAAAGCCGGUGGUCGCGCGCUCGAGCGUUUGUUUUACUGAACCUGUCAUACUAAAAAGCGCCUCAGACGCACAUCAUCUGAUCAACACUGUGAUCCGUGGGAAUUGAUCUUUCUUUUACAUCUGAAAUUCAUCGCACUGGACUGAAUUGUGUCUCAGUCGUCGAUCGCAAACAUAUAAUCAGAUUCUUCACGCGUCAGCUAACGUAACGUUACAGCAAACCCAGAAGAAGAAGAAGAAGAAGAAGAAGAAGAAGAACGAACGAACCUACACCGGCGUCAACAGACUGAACAAAGGAAGUCAGUGCUGCAUCCCCCGGGUGAUGUCCACCAUGGUGUACCCGCGAGAGGAGGCCCUGGAGAGGCUGUCACAAGAUGAGAUUGUUCUGAACACCAAAGCGGUCAUGCAGGGUUUGGAGACCCUGCGUGGGGAACAUGCCCAGCUCCUCAACUCCCUGCUAGACUGCGCCCAGCCACCCACCGCCCAGGAAAAAUCAAGCCUGCUCCGAAAGAGUAUGGAGGACAUUGAGCUGGGACUGGGGGAGGCACAGGUCAUCAUUGCUCUCUCAGGGCACCUGAGUGCUGUGGAAUCCGAAAAGCAGAAGUUGCGUGCUCAGGUGCGACGCCUCUGUCAGGAGAACCAGUGGCUGAGGGACGAGCUGGCCAGUACCCAACAAAAGCUCCAGAAGAGCGAACAGAGUGUCGCCCAGCUGGAGGAGGAGAAGAAACACCUGGAGUUUAUGAACCAGAUCCGCAAGCUGGACGAGGACACCUCGCCCUCAGAGGAGAAGGCCGGAGAGAAGGAGAAGGAAAAUUUGGACGAUCUCUUUCCGAAUGACGACGACCAGGGACCAGCUCAGCCCAGCGGUGAAGCGGCAGCACAGCAGGGAGGAUACGAGAUCCCGGCUCGCCUCCGGACUCUCCACAAUCUGGUGAUCCAGUAUGCCUCUCAGGGCCGCUACGAGGUGGCCGUGCCCCUCUGCAAACAGGCCCUGGAGGAUCUGGAGAAAACCUCCGGACACGAUCACCCAGAUGUGGCCACCAUGCUCAACAUUCUUGCUCUUGUGUACAGGGAUCAGAAUAAGUACAAGGAGGCAGCUCACCUUCUAAAUGAUGCUUUGGCCAUAAGAGAGAAAACUCUGGGUAAAGAUCACCCUGCAGUGGCCGCAACACUCAACAACCUCGCCGUGCUGUACGGCAAACGCGGGAAGCACAAGGAGGCCGAGCCACUCUGCAAGAGAGCGCUGGAGAUCAGAGAGAAGGUCUUGGGAAAAUUCCACCCCGACGUGGCAAAGCAGCUGAAUAAUUUGGCGCUGUUGUGUCAGAAUCAAGGGAAGUAUGAGGAAGUGGAGUAUUAUUACAGCAGGGCCCUUGAGAUUUAUGAGAACAAAUUGGGUGCCGACGACCCCAAUGUGGCCAAGACCAAAAACAACCUGGCAACGUGUUAUCUGAAGCAGGGCAAGUUUAAAGACGCAGAGACGCUUUACAAGGAUAUUCUAACCCGCGCGCAUGAGAAGGAGUUUGGAUCUGUCAACAAUGACAACAAGCCAAUCUGGAUGCAUGCAGAGGAGCGAGAAGAGAGCAAGGGCAAGAGGAAGGACUCAGGCCCUUACGGAGAAUACGGCAGCUGGCACAAGGCCUGUAAAGUAGACAGCCCCACUGUUAACACCACGCUGAAGAGCCUGGGGGCCCUGUACCGCAGACAGGGGAAACUGGAGGCGGCGGAAACACUGGAGGGGUGCGCUUCAAAAACUCGCAAACAGGGCAUUGAUGCCAUUAAUCAGAGUAAAGUGGUGGAAUUGCUGAAGGAUGGGAGUUGUGGUGGUGGGGACAGGCGUCAGAGCAGGGAGGGGGUAAACGGCCCCGGUGGACCUCGAGGGGACUGUGAUGGCGAUGAGGCCGAGUGGAGCGGGGAUGGGAAUGGUGCCCUGCGCAGAAGCGGCUCCUUCGGAAAGAUUCGUGAAGCCCUUAGACGCAGCAGUGAGAUGCUGGUUAAAAAACUUCAGGGCAGCGGCCCACAGGAGCCACGCAACCCCGGGAUGAAGAGGGCAAGCUCUUUAAAUUUCCUCAACAAGAGUGUCGAAGAAACCUCACAGGAAUCUAAUAGCGGUCUGUCAGAAUCCAGAGGACUGAGCGCUAGUAAUGUAGACCUGACCAGACGCAACUCUCUGAUCAGUUAGAAAACAUCAUCUGACACAGAAGCGGGAUGGGGCCCAUCGGAGAAGGUGUUUGCUACCAACUUGAAAUUAAAUACUAUUAAAUUAUCCUUAUUAAAACCAUUUUCACAAAAAAUAUUGUAAUGGCAAAAACGUCUUUAGUUUUACAUGGCUUGCAUCAUUUGAGCUAAGUCUUUCUGCUGUUCACAACACACAUGAACACAAUCACAAUGAAACGCAAAUAAAAAAAGAUAAAAGUUCA